GGCGCGCGCGUUUGCACAGCUGGCCAGGAGUCUGAAGCAACUCGAACUUCACUUCCCAACAUGCACGCGGGAAAUCGAGAUUCUGCACAUGCUCAGGGAGGGGAGGGGAACCCGGCUGUUCCCCAGGCGCGCGGCUGCCUGCUUGCCCGGGACUUCCCUGUUGCACAUUGAGGCACCCACCCACGCUAAGAUGGCUGCGAAAGGCUUGCAUUUUCACCUGAAAAUGGAAGAGGCGGUGGAGAGGUGCCGGGCGGAGUGCCAGUGGGAGACUCAACUCGCGGUGGUGGAGCAGAUGGAGGCGCGGGCGUCUGGCCCCCGGCACAAAGGGCACAAAGGGACCAAAGGAGCUGGAUCCGAACCGUUCAAGUCUGAUGACUAUGGGAAUCUACUUGUUGCAGAGGCGCUGCUGGAGCUAUGCUUAAAAGAGAACUUUGCCAAAAUCAAGGACGCCAUCCCAUUAAUGGAAAAAAACGAGCCCAGAAUGAGCAACGCCAAAAAGCAUUUGACAGGCAUUCUAAACCGAGGGAAGUUGCCGCCGAAAGAUAUGACGGAAGCAAUGCUGAUCCUAGCGAAGCUGCACUAUGUUGAGGGCUCCUACAGGGAUGCUGUCAGCAUGUACACAAGGGCUGGCCUUGAUGACAUCAUCGUAGAAAAGAAGCCUCUGUAUAUGCUGCGUCUGCUAACAGAAGCUUUCGUUAUCAAAGGCCUGGCACUGGAACGCUCACCCAACUCCAUCGCUUCCCGGACCCGGCUGUCGGAAAGGGAGGAGGAAGUCAUGGUUUGCUUUGAAAGGGCAUGUGUGAUCGCUCAGGUGUUCCUGCAAGAACUUGAGAAGAGUUUCUGCCACACGCAUACAAGAGGCAUAAAAGGUGGCCAUGCGUUUCCUUCGGACUUUGAACUUCCUUACUUCCUGGAAGCGGCCGUGCAGAGCGCCUACGUGGCUCACUUAAAAAGGGGCAACGUCGUUAAAGGCAUAAGAAACCUCCGAGAAUUUUUACGGACCAUGGAAACGAAGGCGACACUGAGCUUCAGAAUGGCGGCUGCCAAACAGUUGGCAGAGCUGCUUCUCCACUCCCUGAGUGAAGACUGUUAUUGGAGCCCCUUAUCUGAUCCUCUUCCCGAGUUCAUGAACAAAGAGGAUAAUUCUUACAUGUGCACUUCGCUGCGUCGAGGACUACAGCUACACACUGGAGAUAACAUCUACAGCCCCCAAGACAACGUUGAAGAGGCUCUCCUCCUCCUCCUAAUCAGCGAAUCCAUGGCAAACCAAGAUGCAGUAAUUAGCCGUGCUCCUGACCAAAAAGACGAUCGGGCCAUCAGUCUCCGAGAUGCAUCGGCCGUUUAUGAUCUCCUAAGUAUCACGCUGGGCAGAAGAGGGCAGUAUCUCAUGCUUUCUGAGUGUUUGGAGCGGGCCAUGAAACUUGCAUUUGGCGAAUUUCACCUCUGGUAUCAGUUGGCCCUUUCUAUGGCAGCUUGUGGCAAGUCCUCACACGCCGUCUCGGUGCUCAGAGAAUGUGCAAAGCUGCGUCCUGCGGAUCCCACCGUCCCUCUCCUGGCCGCCAAAGUCUGCAUCGGGCCUCUGCACUGGCUGGAGGAAGGAGAGCAUUUUGCCAAGAUGGUGAUCGGCCUGGGCGAAGAUGCUGGGGAGCUCCUAGCAAAGGGUUACCUGGCCUUGGGCCUGACGUACAGCCUUCAAGCCACUGAUGCUACCCUGAAAAGCACACGAGACGACUUGCACCGGAAAGCACUUGAGACUCUAGAAAGAGCACAUCACCUGGCACCUGAAGACCACCAAAUCAUCCUCUAUGUCUCGUUGCAGCUGGCUCUUGUCAGGCAGAUUUGUGAUGCAAUAGAACGCCUGCAAGAAGCACUGAAACUGUGCAAGGAUGAUAUGAAUUCCCUUCAUUUGCUGGCUCUCCUUUUUUCAGCCCAAAAGCACUACCAGCAUUCUUUGGAUGUCAUCAACAUGGCCCUUACAGAGUACCCAGACUGCUUUAGUUUACUCUUCACCAAAGUGAAGAUCGAAUUGGUGCAUAAAGGACCUGAAGAGGCUUUAGUGACCUGUAGACAAAUGUUGCACCAGUGGCAGACGCUGUAUAAUGCUUCACAGCAGAGCGAUUCAGAGAAAGAAAGCAGCCUGACAGAGGCCGUGCCAGUCAAGAAGCACAACAGUGUGUAUCUUACGCUCCCCGAUGCCCACGAUACCGACUCGGGCUCCCAACGAGCCUCUUCCAUCGCAGCUUCACGGCUGGAGCAGGCCAUGUCCGAAGUUACUAUGCACAGUACUGCCUUGAAGCAAGGGCCUAUGCAGCUUUGGAGAACCCUUGAACAGAUUUGGUUGCAGGCUGCUGAACUCUUCAUGGAACAGCAGCAUCUCAAAGAAGCGGGCUUUUGUAUCCAGGAGGCAGCCAGUCUCUUUCCUACAUCUCACGCUGUGCUGUACAUGCGGGGGAGGCUGGCGGAGAUGAACAGCAGUUUGGAGGAGGCGAAGCAAUUGUAUGAUGAAGCACUCACAGUGAAUCCAAGUGGAGUGGAAAUCAUGAACUGCUUGGGGAUGGUUCUGAACAGACUCGGGCGUGGAAGCUUGGCCCAGAAGGUUCUGCAGGACGCAGUCCAGGUGCAGAGCACCAGCCACAAAGCCUGGAACAGCCUCGGAGAAGUUCUUCAUGCUCAGGGCAAAAACGAAGCUGCCGUUGAAUGCUUCCUGACAGCUCUGGACCUCGAAUCCAGCAGCCCCAUCAUCCCAUUUACAGUUAUUCCCAGGGAACUGUGAAGGCUUUUCACCCUGUACACGUGCAUUCCGUGGAGGCAGUUCCAGUAAUGUACUGAGGAGCUAAGUUAUCGGUUUACGGUGCAAUAAAUAUAGAGGUGAUGCUCAGUUGUUGCCCAGAAUUCGGAAA
Messenger RNA from Elgaria multicarinata webbii, 2900 nucleotides. It is a transcript of the gene TTC7A, whose product is annotated as tetratricopeptide repeat domain 7A. The transcript has 20 exons. The coding region runs from base 89 to 2773 and encodes 894 amino acids. Lineage: Eukaryota; Metazoa; Chordata; Lepidosauria; Squamata; Anguidae. The record is from RefSeq and is a predicted model, not a curated record. Gene Ontology annotation, molecular function: protein binding. Gene Ontology annotation, cellular component: plasma membrane. Gene Ontology annotation, biological process: phosphatidylinositol phosphate biosynthetic process; protein localization to plasma membrane.